Molecule: messenger RNA, 1149 nt
Organism: Didymosphaeria variabile
Lineage: Eukaryota; Fungi; Ascomycota; Dothideomycetes; Pleosporales; Didymosphaeriaceae
Exons: 2
Coding region: 1-1149 (382 amino acids)
Biological process (GO): phosphatidylinositol metabolic process
Molecular function (GO): phosphatidylinositol kinase activity
Source: RefSeq, a predicted model, not a curated record
AUGAUGGGGAGGCGACAACGCCUCAUCAGCAAGUCGAUCUUGCACGCGAUCUUCAGCCCGAAGAAAGCAUACGGCACAGAUGAUCGCCCAAGCUUGCUUGCGCGCAUUCUCGCAUUCUUCGCUGUGUUCAAUCUUACUCUAGCACGAUACCGAGCAGCCCUUUUCAGGAACUUGCGAAACGAAAUAUGGGGAAUCGAAGAGGAAGAGUACAAGGAAUCAUUUCGAUCUCCAAGCCACAACAAGAGGACCGACCUCAUUGCCGUAGGCGAUCUGGGCUAUUCAGGCUCGACCUUCUUCACGACACCAAAUUCCAAAUUCCUGCUUAAAUCACUUCCUCGCCAUUUCGAGCAAUCCUUCUUCCGCAACCGCCUUCUAGAUCCCUACGUCGAGCACAUGGAGCUGAACCCAGGCUCUCUUCUCGUCCGCAUCACUGACCUCUUAUACUCGCCCACACCGACUAUUGGCGCUGCUCUGGGUACCGCGCCUGGUCAUCACAUCGUCAUGGAGAACAUUCUGUACGGCAAAUCCAGUUGCGCCAAAGACGAUCAAGAACAAUGGGAGACGUAUGAUCUGAAGCCGAACGAUUACUUCUACCCCGAGCGCGAUGUAGCUGGCGGAAGACUCGCGCCCGAAAGUGUGAAAGAGCGCCUGAUCGACGAAUUCCCGGACAAGAUUCGGCUUACGAUCGAGGAGAAAGAGGACCUUGUCGCACAGAUAACAAGGGACACGAAGAUAUUGCAAAACGAAAAUGCUGUUGACUACAGCUUGUUUCUUGUCCGAUAUCCGGCCUCCCUAGCUUCCGCAGAGAACGACACAGUUCCCGUUCCGCCGGGGAAAGGCUCCCCAUGGCGCAUAGGGCUCCCCUCACGGGAUGGCAAAUGGGUGUAUCGGGCUGUUCUCCUGGACUUUUUCUGGGCUAAAGAUGCGCUUCAAGCGAAGGCCAUGACUGGCUUGGUCAAUACUUUCAAUUCCCUGAAAUGGGGCAAGGACCAUGGGCCGAUGAGCAUCACUACUUCGAGUGAGGAGUACCGCGCGAGGUUCUUACGCAUGGUCGAUGAUAUGAUAGAGGUGCCAGACAGCUCUGGACAGCCAGCGGGUCAGCUGCGGACCCCCCAAGCAAGCACUGGCGACCUAAUUGGCGAGGUUUAA